AUGGUGAUAUUUUUUCAAAAAAUGGCUAAAUACUGGUUCAUUUUUAUACUUACAAUAUUCAUUAAUUUGGCCACAAUCAAAACUGAAGCUGAAUUUGGAGAACCACCAUUUUUGGAGGGGCCUAAAGAUGAACGUGUAAUAUUUGGACCAUAUACUGCUGGUAAUCAAGAUAUACAAUUUGAAGAAGAAAUAGAAGAACCAAUUACAAUUGCGUAUAUCAAUUAUGGUGAGAAGAGUCCAGAACCACAGAUGCGAUUUAGUAACAAUGAAAAACAACGUUUAUUGGGCGCUGAAUUACAAUUUAAUGAAGAUGCAAAAAAAUGGGCAUUAAUUAUAACAAAAAAACAAGAUUAUGAAACGCCAACUAUGCAAGAAUAUGAAUUUAGUAUCUAUAUUGGUGACAUUGAUAAUAAACGCGAUGUUCAUAUAAAUAUUAUCAAUAUACCUGAUAAUCAUCCAAUAAUUACAGCAAAUAAAAAUAAAUGUGAAGUUAAAGAAAGUGAAGCUGGUUUGGGUCUACAAAAAGAGUGUACUUUCAAUGUCAGAGAUAUUGAUCAAAUGAUAACAGAUUUAGAAUAUACAUUGGAGGGCGAAGCAGCAGAUGAAUUUUUUGAUUUUGAAACGAAAAUAGUCGAUGCAGAAAAUGCUAUAUUAACAUUAAAAGUAAUCGAACCAUUAAAUUUUGAUGAAUACGUUAAUCUUUUGCUACUUUUUACUGCGACGAAUAAGGGUAAACCACCUUUAAGUGGUUCUGUUUCUACUGUUGUUAAAGUAAUCAAUUUACCCUUACGACCUCCAAGAUGGCAAAAAAUAGUAUCUUCACUAGAUUUUGAUGAAAAAGAAGAACAGAGUUUAACAGUGUUGGCAAAAGAUGGUGAUGUUGAAAUUAAUAAGGAGAUUCAUUAUAAGAUCGAACUUGAAAAUGAAAAUGAAAAUUUUUUUGAAAUAUUGGAUAAAACAAAAGGUGAUAUUCAUAUUAAACCAAUUGAUCGUGAUGAAUUACAAAAGGACAUAUUUUAUUUUACAAUUAUCGCAUACAAAGCAGAUAAUGAGAGUUCAUUUUGUGAUCAAAGAAUUGUCGUAAAGGUUAACGAUAUAAAUGAUCAAAUACCAGAAAUUACAAUACCAAAAGAAUAUGAGAAGCCAAUUCUAAUUUUGGAAGAAACUUAUCACGAUUUCGAGACGUUAACUGUUUACGAUAAAGAUUCGGUGCAAAAUGCUAGAUACACCAUUGAAUUAAAAAAUGGCAAAGAUAAAGUUCAUUGGAAUGAAGCGUUUGCAUUAAAACCAAGUCAAGGAUAUCAAAAAACUGAUUUACAAUUAAUAAUAAUGAAUGCAACAUUAUUAGAUUUUGAUGAACCUGAAUGGCAAAAUAUAUCCUUACAAGUACAUACAACUGAAACCGUGGAUCCAACUCAUGUAGAUCAAAAGCCAAUUGAAAUACGAUUAAUUAAUUUAAAUGAUGAAGAACCAAUAUUUGAAUCAAAUGGUAAUUUUAAAGUUUCUUUGCGGGAAGAUGUAAAGAAAGGUACUCCUGUUUGCACUGUAACAGCAACAGAUCGUGAUAUUGGUGAUAAAUUAAUUUAUUCGUUAUCAGACACUGCAAAACGAUCAUUCGAAAUAGACAAAGACACCGGAAAAAUAACAACAAAAUUAGAAAAAUCUUUAGAUCAUGAAGAACAAGUUGAAGUAUCAAUCCAAGUUUAUGUUCAAGAUACUUUUAUCGAUGGUAUUUUAAAUCAAACUCAUAAAGCACAAGGCGAAGUUAUAAUUACCGUUGGAGACGUUAACGAUAAAACACCAAAAAUUACUCUGGAAUAUGAUACAGAGUUUGUAAGUAUUGUGGAAAAUAUUGAAGCAGGUAAGGAAGUUGAAAUUAAAAUUAUUGGAGAAGACCCAGAUUCAACAGCAAAAUUAGAGUUUCUGAUUGAUUGGGAUACUUCACGUGCUGUAAAACAAGGGCGUAAUAAGGAUUUAGUAGAAUUUACAAAUUGCUUAAAAAUUGAAUGGAAAGAAGAUGGUAGCAAUAACAAGGCCAUUGCCAAGCUAAUUAUACAAGAAGUCAAACCCAAUGUGACCAUUGAUUAUGAAUUGUAUGAAAUGCUAUAUAUAAAUGUUACCCUUAUUGAUCAAGAACAAGAAAUAAACAAGAAAUGGGAUAGUGUUACAAUACCACUAUAUAUCAUUGAUGUAAAUGAUAAUCCACCAAUAUUCAAUGAUGCCAUUACUGAUCAAUUAAAAUAUGUGCGAGAUAAAGCUGAAAAAGACACUAUUAUUGGUACUGUGUUAGCAACGGAUGCAGAUGGACCCGAAUUUAAUUACGUUACUUACUAUAUAGAACCUUUAGAUGAUAUACCCGACAAUUUAGUUAAAAUUAAUAAAGAACUAGGAGAAAUUCGUGUACAAAAUGAGAUUAGUUGUGAUGAACCAAAUUAUUGGCCAUCGCUUAAUUACACAGUAAUUGCUUCUGAUUGUGAAAAUCGUGAAGGAAAAGAAAUAGAACCAUGUCAUAGAACACCACAUAAAAUUACGAUUACUAUAAACGAUGUGAACGAUCAAAAACCAACUUUAAAAGAAUUCACAAAUGGUGAGAAAGUGGACAUUUAUGAAAAUGAAACAAGUGGAUAUUUUAUAAAUCAAGUUGAUGCAUUUGAUGCUGACAGAGACAAACCAUAUAGAUCAAUUUGGUAUGUCCUAAAUGCUCAACCAGAUUCUGAAAUUAAAAGUAUUUUUAAUAUCACUGAAGAUGGUUCAUUAUUUGUUAAUUGUGUAAAUGGUCCAGAACAAUGUUUAGAUCGUGAUCAUGGCGAAUACAUAUACCAGAUUGAUAUUAGAAUGUACGAUAAUCAAAAUGGAGAUGGAAACUUUAACCAAAAGGACAUUGCGUUUACAAUUGAACUAUUGGAUAUCAAUGAUAAUGCACCAAUUUUCGAUGAUCCAAAAAGUUUUCAAUUAAAUUCUGUAAAAGAAAAUGUGGACAUUGGUACUCGGAUUAGUAAAAUUCAUGCGACCGAUAUUGAUGAUCCAGCAUUGGAUAAUAGUAAAGUAGUUUAUGGUAUUGCACAUGCGUAUAAAGAAAAUGAUGAAUCACAAAAAGAUUAUGCUGAUUUAUUUGAAGUUACAACAGAUGAUGAAUUUGAUUCUGGAUUUGUAAACACUAAAGCAUCAUUAAAAGACCAUUUUGGUGUUUUUAAGCUAAAUUUAACGGCACAUGACAAAGGUAAACCUCCACAAUCCAGUUCGGCGAUUUUUACAUUGGAAAUUUUAAAACAUAAUUUUCAACAACCUAAAAUUAUAUUUCCAACGAAAGAUUUAGCUUUACUAAAGCCUGAUGAUGAAACUCAGUUAAAAAAUUUAAUAACGAUUGAUGGAAAGUCGCUAUCACCUUUCGAAGCUGAUGAUGGUUUUAAUGGAGAAAAAUGGAAGAUGACUUUUACUAUUACACCAGAAGAUAUAUUCUCGUUGGAACCGAUUGAUGGAAAUCAAGCAAAAUUAUCAUUAAAAGAAAUGCCCGAUAAAUCUAAGUAUGAUUGCACAUUAACUGUAACAGAUAAUGGAGAUCCAAGUUUGCGUACUGAUAAAAAAUUUAUAGUAAAUUUUGUCAACAAUAAGGGGCAACCACAAUUUGAUACGAAUACUGCAUCAAAAGACUUUCAUGAAGAUACUGAAGAAGAAAAAUGGAUAGUUGAACCAGAAGCAAUUGAUCCUUUCCCCGAAGGAUAUAAACGAGACUUGUACUAUUUUAUAAUUGGUGAUCAAGAUCGUUUCAAUCUAAAUAAAAAGACCAGAGAAUUGUCUGUGAAAAAGGGAAAAUCAUUGGAUCGAAAUAUUCCAUUACAUACAGUUUUAAUUGGCGUGACAACCAUUGAUAGUCCUCCUUCAAAUCCAUCCAAAGAAUCCACAUUAAAUGUAACAAUUAAGGUUUUAGGAACCAAUAAAUACUCACCGAAAUUUGAACGUGGUACUUCCAAGAGUGGCAUACACUCAAAAACUCCAAUCGAUCAAAAAGUUUUAACUUUACAAGCCGAUGAUGAAGAUUUACAUUAUGAAUUUAUGGAAACACCUGAAAAGUUACGUUAUGAAUUAGAUGUAGAAUCAAUAAAAGUUUCCGAUCCAAGCUUGGAAGAAAAUAAGGAUGAAAUGUUUGGUAUUGAUGUGAAUUCGGGAGAAAUUCACUUAAAACGUGCAGUUAUACCAAUUAUGAAAGGAUAUUAUACGUUUAAUGUCCAUGUAAUUGACGCAGCUAAACAUCAAGAUUCAGCUGAGAUUUAUGUUUAUGUUAUCACCGAGGAAGAUCAAAUAAUGUUUGCUUUCAAUAAUACCGUGAAUGAGGUCGAAAAACAACAAGCUGCCGUUGCCGAUACAUUUACGGACGAGUUCAACAAUGAGUGCAAUAUUGAUAUAAUUACAAACGAUCUAGAUUCAGGUGGUGGACCAUUAACAAAUCGAACACGGGUAUUUACACACUUUAUCAAGGAUAACGAACUUGUGGAAGGGGAAACUAUCAAAAGCGAGGCAAAUGAUCUUACAACAAUAUUUAAUCUGAGACAAAAAUUUCUAGAAUACAAUUUAAUCUUUGAUUAUGCAUUCAAAGAAUCGAAUGUAAAUGAAAAAGAUAUGCAACAAUUAUUACAGACAAUUUUAAUUGUUGUGGUCGCUGUUUUGGGUACGCUUUGUAUUCUUUUGUUUGCGGCUUUUGUUGUACGCACGAGAAGUUUAAAUCAACGUUUAGAAGCAUUAUCGACAACAAAAUUCGGUUCACAAGAUUCAAAUUUAAAUAGAAUCGGUGCUCCAUUACCAAAUACAAAUCAAUUUUCCGUACAAGGAUCAAAUCCUGUUUGGAACGAUGAUAUAAAAGUACCUGAAUAUGACGUAAAAAGCGUGGGCAGCGGAGACUCAACUUUAGUUGGAAUUGAAGAUAGUCUAGCUUUCACCAAUUUGGAUGAAAUUACCCCAGAAGAACAGAGACGUUCAAGUUUUAAUCCUGUGAUUAUGCAACAAGAAAUAAAACGUAAGAGUUUAAAUCCCAUGGCAAAUCAAAAUCUAAAUUUAAAUGAUGAAUUAUAAAAUAAUUGUAAA
Messenger RNA from Chrysoperla carnea, 5079 nucleotides. Its product is annotated as cadherin-23-like. Bases 1 to 5067 code for a protein of 1688 amino acids. NCBI's taxonomy places the organism in Eukaryota, Metazoa, Arthropoda, Insecta, Neuroptera, Chrysopidae. Gene Ontology annotation, cellular component: plasma membrane. Gene Ontology annotation, biological process: homophilic cell-cell adhesion. The record is from RefSeq and is a predicted model, not a curated record. Gene Ontology annotation, molecular function: calcium ion binding. The transcript is spliced from 33 exons.